Molecule: messenger RNA, 6699 nt
Organism: Physcomitrium patens
Lineage: Eukaryota; Viridiplantae; Streptophyta; Bryopsida; Funariales; Funariaceae
Source: RefSeq, a predicted model, not a curated record
CCCCGCCCUCGUCCUCCCUCCCUCUUUGCCUUUGCCUUCUAGGUACACUGAUGCAGCGCGCGGCGGACGUCGCGUCCUUCACAUUGAUCACAUCUCGGCGCAGCGGCGCAGUUAUCCUCGCGAUUUGGCAUCGUCUCCCGGUCGUCGGUAGGGUGUGGAGAGGUUGCCGCAUUUGAGCCCGCUUUUAAGGCGACUUUUUCUAAAUUUAUUGCGUACUUUUGGUUUCCGAUUUCGAAGCACGGCGUGAAAAUGCUUAACACCGUGCGGGGAUUUCUGUUUUUCUUCUCGUCGAGCUUGGAUUUGAAUGGGGAAGAAGGGGCGUGUCUUCUUCCCGUGGGCGUUGGGGGAUUAGUGUAGUGAUCGAGCGUGGCCGGGGAAUGGUGACGUGCCGGGCGGGCAGUGGUAGGUGGCAGGGGUGGCGGAGCGAGGUGCGUCGGGCGGGAGGUGAGCGAGGGGUUGAUGUGAUGUGGUGUGUGCGCACAGGGUACGUUGUGUAGGAGAGAGGUGGAUCGGUUCAGUGCGGAUGUCAUGCGAGGGAGGAGGAUGCAUGUGGACGUCUUCGGUGCGGUGUGAGAAUAACGGAAGAGGGCCAUGUAUAGGCAGGACUAGCAGUUGUAUCAGCCUUUGUGGUGGUUGUAAAGAGGAGGAGGAGGAGGAGGAGGACGAGGACGAAGAGGACAGAGAUGGUUGGAGCGGGGUGAGCCUGGUUAUGGCAGGCUUUUAAAAUGUUUCCAGGCACUAAACAUGGAAGUUUCACUUGGAACCGCAGUCCUUGGAUCUUUUUAGAGUUGUAGGUAGGCUGUGGGUAACGCCUGGGCCAGUUGCUUUGACCUAGUUGGGGCAGUCGUUUUAUGGAGGCGAAAGCCGUCACCAGCGGAAUGACUGCGAUGUCACGGCGAUCUCGUGAGCAUCGCUCGUCUAAGACUGUCGGGACGAUCCAAGAGAUAUCUGCCUCGCAAUCAGAUAUCGCGUCAAGUUCCAAGAAUUUCAAGGGUGUUGUUAACAAAUAUGCCGCGCCGUCUUCUGUUAAACCACCUGCUGAAGUUGGUGUUGCAAGCGAGGUGCUGAAGUCUUUGGCAUCUGUUGAAACGUGUCAGGGUUUCAAUAGUUUGGUUCAACAACCGCAUGCCGUAACCUCCAAUGAUGCGUCUACUCUUCUCGGAUCCGGCUGCUCAUCAGGUGCAGCAUGGCUUUCCAAGGGAAGGCCAUUGCGGGGUAGACCGCGGGGAAGGCAUUUUACUCCCGCCAAGAAGAUAGCUAGGCGGGCUAAGCGUCUGCAAGAAGUCCCCCUGUCCGAGGGCGACGGUGCACGGAUUCUGGGCCGUAGAAUAAAACUUUUCUGGCGUGACGAGAAAAGGUGGUUUUAUGGAGUAGUGAAGGCUUUCAAUAGAGGAAGAAGAUCUCACAAGAUUGUGUAUGACGACAAAGAAGAGGAGUGGGUAAAAUUGCACGAAGAGAUUUUUAAGCUUCAGGUGUUGGAAGGGGAGGUGUUCGGUACACAGCAGCAAGAUGUUGCUAGGCAGUCUGCGGAGGUUACUUGCAUCGACCCGAUGAUCGUUGGAAAAGGAGAGAACAUCAAUCAGCAGGGGUGUUUAGAUAAGGACAUUGUUGGCUCAACUAACGGAGGGAUACAGACUUCCAUAUUGAAGAAUAACAGUCGCGUUCUGUCCAAUCUUUUGCGAGCAAGUGAGAGCUGCUUGGAAUUACCAGGAGUUUGCUUAGAUCUGGAAUACCGUGACCAACGUUCAAGCAUUAGAGAGGAUGGUUUCAACGCGAGAGCAGUUGAGGAAUCUGAAGAUGCUGUCCCGAUGAUUUGUGAGAGCCUAGACCUUGAAGACCCUUAUGCUAUUGACCACACGAGUAUUUCAGACUCUCUGGUGAUGUUCAUGAGGUCCAAGCAGAGCUUCGCAGAGUUGAGUAAGACUUCGGCAGCGAGUGGUGUGAUAUCUCCUUCGCAAUCUGCGGCUGUGGCUGCACGAUCAACAGAGGUACUUUCUGGUGUGGAGUCGCUCGUAGGUAAUUUAGAAGUUUCACCUUCUUCUCCCGAUGCAAGUGGGAUCUUUGCUGAUCAUUUAACAUUGGAGGGAUGCGCAUCCGGUGAAAGAUCUGCGCCUGAAGGGCCUCCCUUUGAGGACAAGAAAGGAUCUAUCAAUUUUAAGUCAAUUGAAAGCGCGAAGGGUGGAGAUGUAGACUCAACUGUCGAAUCUGAGAAACGUAACGUUCUGGACACUACUGAAACUAAUAACGGUUGCGGGUUGCACACAAUUGGCAAUGGAAAGGGCGAAUGUGCAUCUUGCGAGAACACUGAGUCAGGUCAGGUAGAUUUGGCUUCUGUGGACGUGAUUGUGUGCGUCAGUGGCAAGGAAGAAUGUGCGAGUCUCGAGAGAAGAGAGAACCUCGCACAAAAUGCAUCCAAUGAUAUUACGGAGCUCGGGAACCGUGUGGUUCAGUGCUUUGUUUGUAAAGAUGCUGAUCCAUACUUGGCGACUGUUGAUUCCAUGAAAUGUCUGUCAUCGAAGUUCAAAUCAGUAACCAGGUCUCUUGCUGGAAGUAAAAUUUGUAAAGUCCAGCAGCCUUACGCCACGCGAGUGAUAAGAACUACAUGGUUUAUUUCGCGGCAUAUUGCGACAAAUUUAGUGCAUUUAGAAUGCAUAGUAUUUUGGCGCCACCUUUCUUCGUGGAGGCCUGAUGUAGGUAACAUAUGGAGAUGUGUUCCUUACCUGAUGCUUUUUGUGGACGUGGUAUUGGAGUCUGAUAGUUUUAUAGAAAUUCUACCCACUGCACAUGUGACAUACCGUUCCGGAGAUAUCAGUGCAAAGCGUCUUUCGUGGGAAAGAGAUUCGCUCUCCGGAUUUGACUCGAAGAAGUGUGCGGACCUCGGCCUUUCAUGCCCCUCUCCUAAUUUAGCAACUGCGAAGUUUGUACUGCAUGGAGCUCGCACGUCCUUGGAUGUUUCGAACUGGGAGCUGCUGUUGCAACAAGUCAGCCACUUAGAAGUUUCGAGAAAAUAUGUUGAAGCGAACCCACCAUCUUCUGAGUCGCCAUGUUCAAAAGUUGCACCACCUUUUCCAGAACCGUACGAAUCUGUUAUAGUUGAGAAGAAUUGCGUGUCGAUGGUGGUUGAACCACUUUGUGAACCAAUGCUAGUUGAGCAGCCAGUCUCGGUUGCUGUUCUCCCAGUUCUUGAGGAUUUAGAUCGUGGAGGUGAAAGGAGUCAUCAAGUGGUGUCUGUAGAAACAAAUAAUGGCAGCUAUCCCCGCAAUGAUGAAGUGGAUGAUUCUGAAUUUCGUCCAGCAGAACCUCGCACACAUUGUGCUGAGAUUGACGUCGUCCGGGACACAAGCGUGGAGGAUGAAGCUGGAAGUGGAGAACUUACUGAAGUACAAAUCGGUAGUGCUGUGGAAGGGGAAGAGGACAGUACUAUUGCCUGUUGGAGGAGUUGGGCGUCUGUAAAACGAGGAUACCCCCAAAUCACACCUGAUGAGUUGGGAAGCUAUGACACAGGGGCCGUUUGCAGGCUUCAAGGGUUACUCGACAGCGAACUUUGCUCUAUGUCUCUUACCAAACGGCAGAAGAUUCACGUGGAGAGUUUGAGCACCAUAGACUUGCAAACUGAGAAUGAGGAUGGAGGGAAGGAUUCAUCAGUACUGGAGUGUGAGGUCAAUGGUGACAGGAAAACCAGGAGUGUGGAUAUGAGGGAUUGUGAUUCGGCACUUCCUCGUGUGAACGUUUUUAAGCUCCGCAAAUGUUCCACUGGCAAAGGUGGCUGGCGUGUAGCUGGAAAUUCAUGUGUGUCAGAUCGUACUGUCAGGCAGUCUGGUGAUGGUGGUGAAUCUUUGAUACUUUCCUCCAUUGCCGACAGGAAGAGGUCCUUUAAUCAAUGCUUUGAGUUCAACCAGUCAGAGAAGUCGGAGGAGAAUGGCCACCCUGGGUGGUUUACGGAAGGUUCCCAUGUCGAUAGGCAGGAGAUGUCUAAUGUGGGAGGGGCCGAUGAAGUUAAGUUGUCGGUGAAAGGAAUGUGGUCGAACUGUGAAGUGUCUUCGGUAAAUGAAGCGACGUUCAAUCCUAGGAAGCGUUUCAAGAACGGCUCUAUAAGUUCCGGUUCUAGCGAUGAUUCAGAUUUACCUCGUUCUAGAACAGAAGAGAGAUUUCCGAACAGGAACCGGAGCGAUUGCAUUUAUCCAGAUUCUGUUUGUCGAGGAUGCAUUGCAAAUGUUCUUGUAGUACAACAUGAUAGGGGUUGGCGAGAAUAUGGCGCUAGUGUUGAGCUCCAAUCUUGCCAUGGCCAAGGUUGGAUGUUGAUAAUUUCCGUUCGUGGCGAAAAUAUGUAUGCGUAUAAGGCGGAGCAGGCGAUAGUAACGGGAACUGCAAAUCGACAUAGUCAUGCCAUAGUGUGGAAAGGUGAGAAGGGUUGGAACUUGGAGUUUGAGGACAAGAAGCAUUGGCAGUCAUUCAAAGAUUUGCAUGAAGAGUGCUACAGGCGGAAUGCUAAAGCAUCCUCCGGCCGCCAGAUCCCGAUUCCAGGUGUGAGGCAUAUCGAGGACGUUACACCUAGGGGCCCAGGAUGUCCCUUCACGCGGCCAUAUUCUAGGUAUAUAUGUGGAGCAGGAGAUGAGGUGGAGAUGGCGUUAGGGAACAGUAGAGUGGUGUACGAUAUGGACUCUGAAGAUGAGCAAUGGCUCGAGCAAAUCAACACCGAACGAGAAAAUGCACGAGGAACACUUGCACGUCCGCUAAUUGCGGAGGACACCUUGGAGAGGCUUCUGGACAAGCUAGAGAAGGAGGCAUAUCUGCAUCAGCAAGAACACAAGGGAAUGAACCUAGACUACAGUGAUGUUGCAGCAGAGUCAUGCAGUGGACUAGCUACACAUGAGGUGAUCAAGGUCAUAUAUAGUUACUGGCUGGAUAAGCGAUCACGAAAAGGCAUGCCUUUAGUUCGCCACUUUCAGCCUCCAGCGUGGGUUCAACAUCAGAAACUUCUGCAACUAUGGGAGCAGGAGAUAGCGAGACUGCAGCUGCAACGCCCUUCCGCGACCAUGCAGCAGUUGGCAGAGGAAAUGAAGAAACCUCCCUUAUUUGCCUUUUGCUUGCGACCACGGGGACUCGAAGCACAGCAUAAGCUAUCUAAGCAGAAAUCACACAGAAAGUAUACUUCGCUUGGAACUGCACCUCGGCAAUCGGUUGGGUUUGGCAGUUUGGAUAGUUCAUUGGAUAGCCCUUGCGGGCGGCAGUAUUACACGGAGCCAGCACAUAGGCUGCUUCCUGCCCCAAGAAGACCUGGCCGUCCACGCCUGACAGAAGAAGUGGCAGCAAACUUAACAGGACCCUUCAAUGCCGUAAUGAGAGAACUUGGUGUCCCUUCAGAAGCAAUGCCAUCAAUGCAGUUUCGAGAUGAAGCCUUCGAUGCAUAUGCGCAUAGGAGGGUGGGAAAGCACAAAAAGGUUGGACGCAAAGCUCGUCGACAGCGGUUAAUUGCUGCUGCUCAAGAAUCUCGACGCAAACGCUUGCUUAUGCGUAAUGUGGGUUCAGGAGGGUUGCACCAACAAUCAGACUUAGCACUAGCAGCAGCAAGGGCGCGUAGCAUUGCGGAAGCGGCUCGAGCACGUGCCCAAGCACUCUAUGGAGUAGCAGAUGCAGCCAUGCACAAGGCUGUUGCAGCAGUCAUAGCAGCAGACGCUCUGCAUGCAGUACAACAUCAAGAGGAAGAUGAUAAACCACUAGCACAGGCUGGCAACUUGGCAGUUAUUGCGACCUUUGGAUCGUGGCAUUCAGGAGAUUCAGGCAGUGCCCCGAGAGACUUGGAAUCGAAGAGAUCUGCCAGUCAACAAGGACCAGAUAGUGACGGGGAAGAUGCCCUUCUGCCUGUUGCAAGCUGGAGCCAGGAGCUGGGUGCAGGUCUUGGGACAAGACUAUUGAACAAUGAUGCCCGGAUGGAGGGUAUUAUCAGCACGCGGAGUGUGCACGUAGGAAGUCCUCCACUAAACGUGGGGUUUGGGAGGACUAGGGAGAGCAUGGUUGCCAUGAUGACUAGAUGAUGCGACUGGUUAGGUGACAAUUUUUUUCAGACUGAUUAGGCAGCAGCGAAAAUGUGAGUUUAGGAAGAAGAAUCAUGAUAGGAUGACAAAUACGGCCCUUUCGUUGUUUGCAGCUGAAGCUGUAUUGUAACAUGUUGUACAGGGCUCAAGGUUUUUAUUGCCACUCUGGGCUUCAGUUGUGCUUCAGGCAGGAAAUUCUCUUAGAAUUCUCCUAUGAAUGCGUGCAUGUGUGGUGAGUAAUUCAUCAUUGAUGCUUUGGUGUAUUUAGGCAGAUCCAUACCAUAGUGUUGAUUCAUGUUUAUUUUCUGCUCUUUGGUGAGUUGAGGUUGCGAGGAAUGGAACUUUUAUAGGGAGUUAUCCUAUCGCCCACUUACAGGAAUGGCGAUGGUAUUCUAUGAGUUGGGGCUCCAACUCACAAGCUUGGUGUUACCAAAUAGCUGGUGAGUGGUCUCUGGUUGAAACUCCAAAUAUUAAUUGGAUUAGUUGGAGCUCAUCAGCAUAGGUUAAGUCAUGGGUAGUUACUAGAGUUUUGUGACCGGCGGUUCCCGAAGUUCAACGUCGUCUUCCUCUUAGCUUCCGCCGCCGCAUGUCCUUGUCACCCCUCUUGCUGGUGAGUGGCCACUUUUUUGAACUUCCUUCAUCUACUAUUACUUUUGGAGGUGCA